Pestalotiopsis fici W106-1 is the source of this 1041-nucleotide messenger RNA. RefSeq lists its product as uncharacterized. The record is from RefSeq and is a predicted model, not a curated record. The coding region runs from base 1 to 1041 and encodes 346 amino acids. Lineage: Eukaryota; Fungi; Ascomycota; Sordariomycetes; Amphisphaeriales; Sporocadaceae. The transcript has 2 exons.
AUGCCGCUCAUCAUCCUCGCCGGCUUCCCCACCUCGGGCAAGAGCACGCGCGCAAGGCAGCUGCACAAGUAUCUCGAGGAACGGAUACAGUCGCAAUCGCAGCAGUCGUCGUCGGGGGGCGGCAGCAGCAGCAGCGCGCCUCCAAAGUACCGCCUCCACCUCAUCUCGGACCAGUCGCUGUCCAUUUCGCGGUCCGUCUACGACCUCUCGACCCUGCCGGCGCACGUCCGCUCCGCCAACGCCUCGGAAAAGGACGCUCGCGCCACCAUCUACGCCGCCGUCAAGCGCGUGCUCUCGGACAAGGAUAUUGUCAUCCUCGACGGCCUCAACUACAUCAAGGGCUGGCGCUACCAGCUGCACUGCGAGGCCAAGGCCGUCAGAACCCCGAGUUGCAUUCUGCAGAUUGGCAGCGGCAAGGACAAGGCGCAAAAGGUCAACGAGGAGCGCCUGCAGCGGCAAAAGGACCGCGAGGCCGCUGGUGGUGAGCCGGCAGGCGAUGACGAGGCCGAGGCCCCGUACUCUCCGGAGAACUGGGAGAAUCUCGUGUUUCGCUAUGAGGAGCCCAACCCCAUGACAAGGUGGGACAGCCCGCUGUUCACGCUGGUAUGGGACGACGACGAGGCGCAGACGAAGCAGGUCUUUGACGGCUUGUGGGACGCCAUUGCCGGCGAGGGACGCAAGAUUAUCAAGCCCAACCAGGCCACCAUCCAAAGGAGCCGCGACGCCGGCGGCGACUACUUGUACAUUCUGGACCGGGAGACUCAGGACAUUGUCAAGCGCAUCCUGGAUCAGCAGUCCGACGAGGGCGGAGACGAGAUCGUGGUGCCCAAGGGCUCCGGCAGUGGCGAUGAAACCCUCAGCAUCGAGCUUCCCGCCGGGAAAAAGGUGGGGUUGCCGCAAUUACAGCGCCUUCGUAGAGCGUACAUGGGACUGAACCGAGGUGGUAUUGGACUGGAGACGGUGGGAAAUCUCUCGGGGCCGAGUCGCAUUAGGGAAAGCUUUGUCAGGUAUCUCAACGACUCUUUUGAGGCUGAUGGAUAG